AUGCAGGCAGAAGAUCAUCCAAUCAACUUUUCAAGCUGGUGGCAUGUUUAUGGUGAACCAAAGGCUACAUUCAAUAUUAUCACAGUUGAUCAACUCUCGAAGCUAUAUUACAGUGAAGAGAUAGGGAGGGAUUUUGUUGUCAUCGAUGUGAGACGAUCUGAUUUGACUGAAAUGAUUCCAGGCGCAAUCAAUUUACCAGCACAAUCACUUCCACAAGCUCUUCCAAGUUUGAUAUACAGCCUGGGAAACAUCGAUAAGUUUAUAUUUCAUUGCAACUCUUCAAAAGGCAGAGGUCCUAGAGCUGCUGGUUGGUUCGCAGAUGCAUUGAACAAUCAUGUGAAAAGUGUUGACCCAUCUCUUGGUACUCAAGGUCGUGUUUUUGUACUCGAAGGCGGAAUAAAUAGCUGGAAAGAAAAGUUUGGAGCUCAAAGUAUCGAGGAUCGCGGCAAACCAUGGGAUCAUAAAACGAUGUCAUCCGUACAAUUGUAA
This is a messenger RNA of Wallemia ichthyophaga EXF-994, 489 nucleotides long. RefSeq names its product Dual specificity phosphatase ibp1. The transcript has a single exon. The record is from RefSeq and is a predicted model, not a curated record. The coding region runs from base 1 to 489 and encodes 162 amino acids. Gene Ontology annotation, molecular function: protein tyrosine phosphatase activity. Gene Ontology annotation, cellular component: nucleus; cytoplasm. Lineage: Eukaryota; Fungi; Basidiomycota; Wallemiomycetes; Wallemiales; Wallemiaceae.